AUGAACUCCAUGACUCCCUCUAUCCAUCAAGAACGGGUGAGGGUCAGAAGAUGGGUUUUUGUGUCAGAACAUGCUUUCGUUCUUGCUGUCUGGAGCUGCAAAGCGUGUAUGCUAGUGAUCUAUGCUCGAAUCACCGCCGGUUUGAAGCAACGCAGAAUCAUUAACUACGUUACCCUCUAUGUUGGACUUGGCUUUAUCGCUACUGAACUUUCACUUCUCCUCAUAUGCCGCCCACUGUCCGAAUACUGGGCUGUGCCCAAGCCUAACUACCAAAUGUUCAUCUUAUCAGCACGACGACAUAAUCCAGGGGUGUAUUUCGAUUUCCGCUGA
This is a messenger RNA of Penicillium waksmanii, 330 nucleotides long. RefSeq lists its product as uncharacterized. NCBI's taxonomy places the organism in Eukaryota, Fungi, Ascomycota, Eurotiomycetes, Eurotiales, Aspergillaceae. The transcript is spliced from 2 exons. Bases 1 to 330 code for a protein of 109 amino acids. The record is from RefSeq and is a predicted model, not a curated record.